AUGGAGUUUGAUACACCCGCAGGAAGGUUCGCCCAUCCUCUGGCUGCCACACGGGCGGAUGUACGAUGGCGUCCUCUAGGGAAGUCCCCACCUGGCUUAACAGACUCUGCUGACAAACGAGAAGAAGGCAAACGAGAAGAAGACAAACGAGAAGAAGACAAACGGGAAGAAGACAAACGAGAAGAAGACAAACAAGAAGAAGACAAACGAGAAGAAGACAAACAAGAAGAAGACAAACAAGAAGAAGACAAACAAGAAGAAGACAAACAAGAAGAAGACAAACAAGAAGAAGACAAACAAGAAGAAGACAAACGAGAAGAAGACAAACGAGAAGAAGACAAACGAGAAGAAGACAAACGAGAAGAAGACAAACAAGAAGAAGACAAACAAGAAGAAGACAAACGAGAAGAAGACAAACGAGAAGAAGACAAACAAGAAGAAGACAAACGAGAAGAAGACAAACGAGAAGAAGACAAACGAGAAGAAGACAAACAAGAAGAAGACAAACGAGAAGAAGACAAACAAGAAGAAGACAAACGAGAAGAAGACAAACGAGAAGAAGACAGAAGAAGACAAACGAGAAGACAAACGAGAAGAAGACAAACAAGAAGAAGACAAACAAGAAGAAGACAAACGAGAAGAAGACAAACGAGAAGAAGACAAACGAGAAGACAAACGAAGAAGACAAACAAGAAGACAAACAGAAACAACUCCACCAUAUCAUAA
Molecule: messenger RNA, 726 nt
Organism: Homarus americanus (American lobster)
Lineage: Eukaryota; Metazoa; Arthropoda; Malacostraca; Decapoda; Nephropidae
Product: cilia- and flagella-associated protein 251-like
Exons: 2
Coding region: 1-726 (241 amino acids)
Source: RefSeq, a predicted model, not a curated record